GGGCGCUGACUGGCCGCUGACGUCACAGUCGCGCCGGUGCCAGUUGGUCUGAUUCAAACUUCAGUCGGAGUCUGUGAGCUGCGCGAGACGAUCACUCACCUGCGGCUCAGGUGAGCGACGAGAGGAGAGGAGCUCCGGCUCCACACGACAGCACGAGACAGACCGAGAGAAGCUGAGAGAAGCUAAGAGAAGCUAAGAGAAGCUAAGCUAAGAGAAGCUAAGAGAAACUAGCCAGGCUAACCGGACCGGUGUCACCUGCUCCUCCACCUGUAGAGGACCGAGUGCGGGCAGCCCCCCCCCCCGGAUGUCCCCCUGACCGCCACCAUGUCCGCUCCAUCUCUUCAGAACGGAAACCUGCGGGGUCUGGACGAGGUGGACAUUCUGGACCCAGAGUUCCAGCAGCGUCUGGAAGAUGCUCGUACUCUGCUCAGGCAGGAGAUCCAGCGGGAGCUGAAGAUCAAGGAGGCGGCCGAGAGGCUGCGACGGGCCGUCACCAAUCGCAAGAGCGCCGCCGAUGUGGAGGGUCAACUCAAGGCCUCGAGCCGCAAACUGGACCAGUUACACUGGGAGCUGCAGGAGCUGAACGCCAGGUCGAUGGGUAGAGAGAGAGACAGCCCCACAGGAAGUCUGGAAGAAGAAGAGGCUCAGUCAGCAGAGUCGUGUCAGUGGGAAGACGUCAUGUCACCUGUGGCCGGUCGAGUCAGAACUCUGAAGAAACAGCUCACCAUGGAAACCAAAGUCAAACAGGGCGCGGAGAACAUGAUCCACACGUACACCAACAGCUCCGUGAAGGACAGGAAGAUGCUGUCGACGGCUCAGCAGAUGUUGCAGGACAGUCGCACCAAGAUCGAGCUGCUGCGGAUGCAGAUUGUUAAAGUCAGUCAGGCCAGAGACGAAGAGCGAGACGGAACCAAUGGUCCGGCCGUGGAGACGAUCAGUCCCGUGGAGCUGCGUGUGGCUGAACUCAUGCACCACAUGAAGAUCGAGUCGGCCGUAGCAGAGGGGGCUAAAAACGUGGUGAGGCAGCUGAGCGGGCGAAAGAUCCAGGAUCGAAGAAUACUGGCAGAGGCUCAGACACGAAUGCAGGAGUCGUCUCAGAAGGUGGACCUGUUGCGUCUCUCCCUGGAGACACGUCUGAGCGAGCUGCCUCAGGAUCAUCCCAAACACGCUGCCAUUAAAGAGGAGUUAGUGUCUGGAACCUCGCUGUCGUACGGCACGCCAAAGAAACAGUCCACCGCUCUGUCCUCGUCCUCCUUCUUCAAACCGGCCAGUCUAACAGGUCGAUUGGAGGUUUGUCUGAUGGGCUGCCAGGACCUGCUGGAGUCGGUUCCAGGCCGCGGCCGCGUGACCAGCGUCCCGCCCGGUUCUGGAAGCGUCUCGGACGGAAAGUCUCUGAAGGUGAGAGCCGGCCUAUCAGGACGCAGUGCCAAUGGAAAGACGACCAAGGCCGACGACCUGUCCUCGGAGAUCAGCGCUGUGUUGAAGGUGGACAACAGGAUCGUGGGACACACACACUGGAGACAGCUGGGUAAAGAGGCCUGGGGCCAGAGCUUCAGCAUUGAACUGGAAAGGUCCAGGGAGCUGGAGAUCGCCGUGUACUGGAGAGACUGGCGUGCGCUGAGCGGAGUGAAGUUCCUGCGGUUGGAGGAUUUCCUGGAUAACCAGCGACACGGCAUGUGUCUGCAGCUGGAGCCUCAGGGCAUCCUCUUCAUCGAGGUGACGUUUAUCAAACCCGUCAUCGAGCGAUGUUCCAAACUCCAGAGGCAGAGGAGGAUUUUCCCAAAAGAAAAAGGGAAGGACUUCCUGCGUGCCGCUCAGAUGAACAUGAACUUUGCCACCUGGGGCCGUUUGAUGAUGAGCAUCCUGCCUCCCUGCAGCUCCCUGGAUCCCAUGAGUCCUCCGUUAGCGGGCCCUCACUCCGGCCCCUCCCCCGCUCCUCAGUCGCAAGAAGCUGCCGUCAAGAAUCUAAACUUUGUUGAAGAUCAACCUGGACGAUCUCCACAUCGCUCGAGAAGGAACAUUAAAGAUUCUCUGCUGUCUCCACGUGAAAACAAGAGUCCGAAGCCGAACAGACAAGCGUCCGUCCAUCUUCCUCCUCAGCGAGAUGAAGCGCUGCAGAUGCACGACUUCAACUGUAUUUCCGUCCUGGGACGAGGUCACUUUGGAAAGGUGCUGCUGGCAGAGUAUAAGAAGUCAGGGAAACUGUUCGCCAUCAAAGCCCUGAAGAAGGGCGACAUUGUGACACGAGACGAGGUCGACAGCCUCAUGUGUGAGAAGAGAAUCUUCGAAGUCAUCAACACGUCUCAACAUCCGUUCCUGGUCAACCUGUACGGCUGCUUCCAGACCUCCGACCACGUGUGCUUUGUGAUGGCGUACUCUUCAGGAGGAGACCUCAUGACGCACAUUCACACCAGCAUCUUCACGGACAAACAAGCACGGUUCUACUCCUCCUGCGUGCUGCUCGGUCUGGAGUUCCUCCAUCAGAACCACAUCGUUUACAGGGAUCUGAAGCUGGAUAAUCUGCUGAUGGAUGCUGAUGGUUUUGUCAGGAUAGCAGACUUUGGUUUGUGCAAAGAAG
Molecule: messenger RNA, 2578 nt
Organism: Paralichthys olivaceus (Japanese flounder)
Lineage: Eukaryota; Metazoa; Chordata; Actinopteri; Pleuronectiformes; Paralichthyidae
Source: RefSeq, a predicted model, not a curated record